AGAACCAAAGUACUUUUUAAUUGAGAAAGCAAUGAAUAUUUGGGUUAGCCAAGUUUCGGCUGCAGGUCUAAUUCUUACAGAUGAAUUGAUAACUAAUUAUAAAAAACAAAAUUCUUUGCGUCGUUAUAAACUUCACGGUGAAGCUGCAAGUACACUUUUGAAAUCUCUGCCAAAUGAAAGAAUAAAGCUUCAAAAUCUCCUUUCUCAAUAUGAGUUGGAAGAUGUAUGCAAUGCUGAUGAAACAGGGUUGUUUUACCGCAUGUUACCAAACCAAACAUUAGCGAAGCAGCCUGUUGCUAGGUCAAAACAGGAUAAAUCAUGGGCUACGGUUCUACUUGCUGCAAAUAUAACUAGUUUAUACAAACUUCGGACCCUGACACUUAGUGUUAAUAAUAUAGAGAACGAUGAUUAUCAAUCAAGUUUUGAAAAUGAAGACUUAAUGAAUGAUUCUCUCGGCUCCAGAGACAAUGAUGAAACUGAAAGAUCACUUGAAAAGCAACAAAAAGGACAAUGUGGAAGCACACGUGGAAGACCACGUGGAAGCACACACAGAAGACUACGUGGAAGCACGUGCGGAAGGCCUUGCAGAAGCAUAUGCGGAAGGCAAUGA
Messenger RNA from Dentiscutata heterogama, 610 nucleotides. The record is from the annotation of a GenBank genome assembly. Lineage: Eukaryota; Fungi; Glomeromycota; Glomeromycetes; Diversisporales; Gigasporaceae.